AAAAAUCUCCACGAGCGCACACCGCAGACUUUCCCAUCUAGAAAAGAACACGCGACAAUUUUUCCCCGUUUAUAAAAUUACUUGCGUUGCAAAAAGUGGGCUCUAUUUCAUCAUUCCCUGAGUGGAACAUAAAGGAAAUCUAGUGCACCGAAAGACAAGGGUAGGAGGAAACGAUGAUAAUCUACACGAACGCCGGAAAUCCGUUCGGAUUGAAGCUGCUGAUCUGUGCCAAAUUUGCCAAGAAGGAGGUGCAAGUCAAAACAGUUUCUUUAAAUGAUGCCGAGCUGAAGGACAUGAAGCAUCUGCCAAUUUUGCAAUUGGAAAGUGGAGUGCAGUUGUUUUCCACGGAUGUAGCCGUCAAGUAUUUGCUGCAGGGUGAAACGCCCGUCAUCCAGCGAGACGAAUGGCUGGAAUGGUCUACGACUCGGUUGGCUUCGGCGUUGACCCACAAUAUGGCCGUAGGAAAUCGGCAGGAACCAAACGCGAAACAGAUCCUGAACUCGCUGGUCAAGUUCCUGGACGAUUCCUUGACUAAGAAAACUUUCCUCACUGGGGAAAAACUAACGUCCGCGGAUAUUUCCGUGUGGAGCAUGUUGGCCCCGAAUGGAACACUAAAGGGCGCACAGAAUAUCGAUAAUCUGUUGAGAUGGUACCGCGCAAUCAACGUCAUGCCGGAAGUGAAAGCAGCCUUGGAGCAGCUACCGCUGACCGAGCUGAGCUUUGCCUCAUUGCAACAUUCCAAUCACUUCGGAGGGUUGCAUCAUAUCGUUCUGGAUCCGGAGAUCAUCGACUUUGAAGGACAAGUUCUGGUGGACACUUCGGACAACAUUGCGGCUACAGUUCAAAAGGAAGAACUCCAAGCGGCCAAGGAUGCGUUCGUUAUCGUUGAAGAGCCGCCCGUACUGGACGAGAAGGUAGUGCUGCCAAAGGUUGGGCAGAAGAACAAUUUAAUCACUUCGGCCUUGCCGUAUGUUAAUAAUGUCCCUCACUUGGGGAACAUUAUUGGAUGCGUCCUUUCCGCCGAUGUAUUUGCCAGAUAUUCCCGUCUAUGUGGUUACAAUACGUUGUAUAUUUGCGGUACGGAUGAGUACGGUACGGCUACGGAAACGAAGGCUUUGUCUGAGAAGCUCACGCCCAAGCAGAUUUGCGACAAGUAUUUCGAAAUCCACAACUCGAUCUACCGUUGGUUCGGAAUUGGAUUCGACUAUUUCGGCAGGACAACUACAGCUGAACAGACGCAAAUUGUCCAGGAUAUGUUUAAGGAUCUCUACGCCGGAGGGUUUAUCGAAACCCGGGCUGUUGAUCAGCUCCUGUGUCAAAAGUGCGACUGUUAUUUGGCUGAUCGGUUCGUCGAAGGUACUUGUCCUCACCCAGGUUGUGGCUACGAGGACGCUCGUGGUGAUCAGUGCGAUGCUUGCGGUAAACUGAUCAACGCCAUUGAGCUGAUUCGUCCGCGUUGUAAGGUCUGCAAUAGUUCUCCGUGCAUCCGGCAGUCCAGUCAAUUCUUCCUGGAUCUACCGAAGAUUGAACCGAGGCUGCGUGAAUGGGUUGACCGAGUUGACCACGGUUGGACGCAUAAUGCCCGCGUCAUCACGCGAGCAUGGCUGAAGGAAGGUCUGAAAUCGCGCUGCAUUACACGAGACCUCAAGUGGGGCAUUCCGGUUCCCUUGGAAGGCUACGAGGACAAAGUGUUCUAUGUGUGGUUCGAUGCCCCGAUCGGAUAUAUUUCUAUGACCAGUCGCUACUGCAAGGACUGGAAGCAAUGGUGGCAACCAAGCCCGGAUACCAAGGUCGACCUGUAUCAGUUCAUGGCUAAAGACAACGUUCCAUUCCAUUCGGUCAUGUUCCCGGCUAGUUUGAUCGGCAUUGACAAAGGUUUCACCAUGGUAUCGCAUAUCAUGGCCACGGAGUAUCUCAACUACGAGGACGGCAAGUUCAGCAAGAGUCGCGGAGUUGGAGUGUUCGGUAACGACGCCCACGACACUGGACUCCCGGCGGAUGUAUGGCGUUUCUAUCUUUGCUCGUCUCGACCGGAAGGUCAAGAUUCAAGUUUCAGCUGGAAUGACUUGGCCGCUCGAAACAACAACGAAUUGCUCAAAAAUCUUGGAAAUUUUGUCAACCGCGCUCUCGUCUUCUGCGAGAAGUUCUUCGAUUCGAUCGUUCCGCCGCUGGUCCUGAACGAGGAAGAUUACAAUCUCCUUGCCUUGAUCAAUCGCGAGCUCAAGGGCUACGUCCACCAAAUGGAGAAGGCUCGAAUGCGAGAUGGUAUACGUCACUUGCUUACCAUCUCCCGCUACGGUAACCAGUUCAUGCAAGCCGAAGAGCCCUGGGUUUCGGUCAAGGGAACUGACGAUCAAAAGGCCCGCGCUGGUACCGUCAUCGGCCUGUGCUGUAACCUGUCAUGCCUGCUAGCUACUCUAAUUUUCCCAUUCAUGCCAUCAACGGCACGGAACCUCUACACCCAGCUCAACGUCACAGCUGGUCACAUCGAUGCAGUCAAACCGCAUAUGCGCAUCCUACUGCCCAGUGGUCACAAGAUCGGAAAACCGUCUGUCCUAUUCAACAAAAUCGAUCAGACGAAAAUCGACGAACUGAAGAAAAAGUACGCUGGAGCCCAGCAACAACCAGCCAAACCCCCAGCAGCAAAAGCACCCGGAAACAAGCUGUUUACUUCCCUAGUGGAAGCCCAAAAGGCGGUAGAUGAACAGGCAGCGAAGGUACGCAAGGUCAAAUCGACCGGAGCGGACAAGAGCGUCUGGCAGCCGGAGGUUAAUAUUCUGCUCGAGUUGAAGAAACAGCUCCUAUCGCUAAACCUGCCGAGAACGUCCGAGAGUACGACCACAAUCACAAGCGACCACGCCACACCGGCAGCAGUGGGCCCAGCCGAUCCGGAAGCGAUCAAAUCGUUGGAAGCGGAAAUUUCCAAACAGGCCGAGAAGGUACGUACGCUGAAGGGCAGUUCGGACAAGUCUGUUUGGCAACCGGAAGUUAAUGCGCUAUUGGCACUGAAGGAGAAACUCACUAAACUAACCGGAGUGACAGCGCCGGCUCCCAGCGGUGGCAAGAAGAAAAACAAGAAGUAAGUUGAGUGUCGAAUGCUUUGUGCUAUCCUUGUGACGAUUAUUGGCUUUUGAAUUUUAUUUGAAAUUUCUCGCCCUCUAACGAAUACCUAUUGUGUUUACUGCAUAUUGAUGAAUGACAUAAACAUUCAAAGUGUAAUGUACGGAUACGGAUGAUGAUGAAUUAAA
Molecule: messenger RNA, 3248 nt
Organism: Ochlerotatus camptorhynchus
Lineage: Eukaryota; Metazoa; Arthropoda; Insecta; Diptera; Culicidae
Gene: MetRS
Product: methionyl-tRNA synthetase 1
Exons: 2
Coding region: 174-3083 (969 amino acids)
Biological process (GO): methionyl-tRNA aminoacylation
Cellular component (GO): cytosol; aminoacyl-tRNA synthetase multienzyme complex
Molecular function (GO): ATP binding; methionine-tRNA ligase activity
Source: RefSeq, a predicted model, not a curated record